Cryphonectria parasitica EP155 is the source of this 1612-nucleotide messenger RNA. RefSeq lists its product as uncharacterized. The record is from RefSeq and is a predicted model, not a curated record. NCBI's taxonomy places the organism in Eukaryota, Fungi, Ascomycota, Sordariomycetes, Diaporthales, Cryphonectriaceae. The coding region runs from base 1 to 1491 and encodes 496 amino acids. Gene Ontology annotation, biological process: cell division. Gene Ontology annotation, cellular component: plasma membrane. The transcript is spliced from 4 exons.
AUGGCUUCGGGCAAGAAUGAUCCGAAACUGCUAUACGCCAUUAAUGGUGUAUCAGCUUACCACAUUUCCAACGGCAAGGAGCAGUCGCUCACCCCAGCCGGUCCUCAGACUCUGUCCCUACUGAUGGUGCCUACCUCGUCACCCUUCGCUGAUGCUUCGCUUGUUGAUCCCGAGUCUGCCCCGGCCGAGGAGGACUUCUACUUGCACCUGCACCUGCCCCCAGAGCUAGAUUUGCCUCUGCCAGCGACGACACAGAUCUACCACCAGCCGCCCACUAGCUAUCUGAUCCCACGGUGGGACCUUGGCCCGGACAGCGGCUCUUUUACGAGGAUCGAGUUCCCUGCAUUGGGUGGCCGCAAGGGGGUCCAGGAUGAUAUCGAUACUUUCGAGACCAUCCUGGCGCAGUGUACGGCUUUUCUGGAGAGAGCACCGCCGCCUGUUCCCAGGGGAAAGAAGAACGAUGCACCUCCAGCGAGCACCUCCCGAUCCAAGGAGGCGAUGGCCGCUGAGGAGAAGCUCCCUGCUUACAACCCUGGGGACUACAAGCCCGGAGAGGCUUAUGCCAAGGGCAGCCAUAGCUCUCACAAAAGCGGCCAGAUUGUUCUCAUCGACGAGGAGGAUGGUAGUGUCAUUGGUGAACUAGGCGAGGACUACCAGCUUGUCGAGGAUAGUGCACUACAGCCAGGGUCCAAAGAGCCCGUGCAGAUCACCCUGCCCGCUGACGGGUCCCACCAAAUUGCGAUUGCACCAGCAAGUGACGAAGAUGUGGAGAUGGCCCUGCACCCAUCUUACAAGAAGUCAUUCCUGGUGUCCAACGCGAUGGCUGCAUCCCGGCUCAUCGUCACCACCUCAGACAUGGUCUCCAAGGCGAUGCAGAACAGCGCCGACAGCUUCACGCAGAAGACGAAGCCUGUGGCGAAGCCUGUCACGUUCAAGCCCACAACGAGGGAGCACAUCCGCAAGGUGCAUACGUUUACCUCGAACGCAGCGGGCCUGUCUUCCAAGACGGUCGGGUCCAUAGGAAAGGUUGCGCAGAACCUGGGCGCCACCCUGGGCCGGAACAAGACCAAAGAUGGGCAACCCAAGGGCUACGACAAGGACGGCAGGCCACUCGAGGACUUCAAGCCGGGCCUGCUGAAUAAGAGCCUCAUGGCCUUCAGUACCAUCGCAGACGGCGUGGAGAAGGCCGGCCGCAACCUGCUCGAGACCAGCUCCAGCGCCACUACCAAGGUCGUCACGCACAGGUGGGGACCAGACGCGGGCGAUAUCUCGAAGAGUCUCAGCGGCGGCGUGAAGAAUGUCGGCUUGGUCUAUAUCGACGUGACGGGCGUGUCCAGACGGGCGAUUCUCAAAUCAGUGGCUAAGGGCAUGGUUGUGGGCCGCGUUGCGGACGGCGGCGGCCAAGUCAUUGUUGGCGGAGGCGAUGGUGGAUCUGAAACGAGUCCAAUUACGGGAGCAAAGGGAAAGAAAGUUGCGACUGUGAAAUACUGAAAUAUUGAAAGAGUGCGAUGUCUCUCAAGACAGGAUAAUACGAGAACGAGCUUUACGUAUUUAUGGUUCUGAACUUUCUUUCUUUAGUAUCAAUCAAAGUAUGCAGUACAUUCACCCUCCC